Molecule: messenger RNA, 1421 nt
Organism: Triticum aestivum (bread wheat)
Lineage: Eukaryota; Viridiplantae; Streptophyta; Magnoliopsida; Poales; Poaceae
Product: BTB/POZ and MATH domain-containing protein 2-like
Exons: 2
Coding region: 156-1421 (421 amino acids)
Biological process (GO): protein ubiquitination
Molecular function (GO): protein binding
Source: RefSeq, a predicted model, not a curated record
UCGGCUUCCACCGCGGGAGCGCGCGCCAUCAGGAUCGAUGACAUGAGCGUCUCCACCUUCAGGGCCAUGGUCCGCUUCAUCUACACCGAAGAGCUGCCCAUCAGACCAAGCAAAAACGUGGGACGGCGCCCCUCCAAGGCGAGGCCUGUGAAGCCAUGGCACGCGACCUGCUCGUGGCAGCCGACCGGUACGACCUGGAAAGGCUGAGGCUCAUGUGCGAGAAGAUCCUCUCCGAGAACCUCAAAGCAUCGACCGUCAUGUCGACGCUGCUGCUGGUGCGUGGCCGGAAGAGCUGCCGGCAGCUCGAGCAAUCCUGCAUCGAGUACAUUGCAACCCAUCCCGACGUGCUCGCGGCCGUGAUGGCGACGGAGGAGUACGAGGAGCUCAAGGAAACCUGCAGCCCUUUGGUACUCGAGACCGUAGAGAGAGUUGCAAUGGCCAUGCAUGGCCUUGACCGCAACUCCUCCCUUCUGCCGGAGAAGAGCUCAUCGACGUUCAACGCGUCGGAGGAGGUGCACGGCUGGCAUGACUUCAAGAUCCCCAACUUCAACGCCGUGCAGAGGAGUCAUGGCGUUGGCCAAAGGAUCCAUUCCAGCCCUUUUAAGGUCGGCGGCUAUGACUGGACAAGGCCUAAAGGAUUCCCCGGCGUCAGGGCGUCCAGGUGCUUCAAGAUCGAAGACCCCAGCGGGACGUGGCCGCUCACCGUGAAUUACAGCUCUGUCACUCUCUUUGCGAGGGGCACUGCUACGUCAUGGGGUUGUCCCAAGUGUGUCGGCAUAGAAAAUGCGAAAUCAAAGUACAUGGCAAGUGAUGGCUCCUUGACCAUACGCUGCGAAGUCGACGUCGCUAAGGAGCCCUACACUAGUAGGGCUAGCACCAUUGGCGCCAGAUUCAUGGUCACCGUGCCUCCCUCCCAAGUCUCCACGCAACUCGAGCAGCUGCUGGCAAGCAAGAAUGGCUCGGACGUGGCCUUCCUAGUCGAGGAGAGCGAGAUCCGCGCGCACAAGCUUGUGAUCGCCGCGCGGGCACCAGCCUUACACGAAGCGGUGGUGGCCACCAGCAACAAGGAGGAUGAUCACGCCACUGCUGCCGUGGUACGGGUCGACGACAUGAAGGCUGCGGUGUUCAAGGCCGUGCUCCAUUUUAUCUACGCCGACGAGCUCCUUCCUGGAGAUGGCACUAGGUUGCUGGCUGGGGACAUGCUCACGGCGGCGUGCCGGUUUGGGCUGACGAGAAUGAAGGCCAUAUGUGAGAACUUGUCGUGCGAGUCCUUGUCGAAAGAUAACGUAUUGGCCACUGUGAAGUUCGCGCGCCAUCACCAUUUUUUUUUUGCGAGUGCACAUGAGUUUGCUACUUUUGAUUUUGUGUUUGAAGGUCAAGACAUGAACAAAGAGGCACAUAACUUGGUUAAACUUUUCUAG